Molecule: messenger RNA, 736 nt
Organism: Lynx canadensis (Canada lynx)
Lineage: Eukaryota; Metazoa; Chordata; Mammalia; Carnivora; Felidae
Product: translation initiation factor IF-2-like
Exons: 3
Coding region: 1-678 (225 amino acids)
Source: RefSeq, a predicted model, not a curated record
AUGGAGGAGGAGGGCCAAGGGGUGGGUCCUUCUCCGCCGCCGCCGGAGCCGCAACCUUACAGCACCCGGCCCGUCCGGGCCUCUGCCGUGCGGAGCCCCUCCCCGCGUUGCUCAGCUCACAGGCCUCGCGGGAGCCCGCUGCUGCCGCCUCUCUCCCGGGAGGCGGCCGCCUUAGCCCCCGGUGCUCCGGUCGGCGCCGGGAGCGAAGAGCAAGCCGCAGCAAAGCGACCAGGCCCGGAGCGAGGACACAGGCGGCGACCAGGGAAAGGUGAAGCCGCCACUGCAGGAGGAGGAGCAGCAGGAGGUGACGCAGGAGAAACGCACCGCCCGGAGCCCCGUCUGAGCCGAGCGAGAGCCCCGGCCCGAGGGAAGAAGGGGGAAGAGGGCCGCCAACGCCGCUGGUGGAGGAGGAGGAGGCGGCGGCCGAGGCCACCGCUACCGCUGCUGCAGGGCGGGCGCGGCGAGCAGCGAAUUCCGGCGCCCCCUGUGCAGCUCCCUGGUGUUAACGGACACUUUGUCGCCCGUCACCGUCGGGCCUGGGAUGCACCCGGGGUCGGCCUUGUCCUAGGACUGAGUGAAUCUCGCAGUUGCCUGCUGCCUCCGCCUGCCCUGGUUCUGAAGACAAGACGCCUGUGUCGUGCGGAUCUUGAAAUAAAUUUUCUGGCCUCAAGAAGAUGAGGGAUUUCGUGGCUGUCUCUUCAAAGAUAAUUUUUUUUUUGACGUGGUAUUAAUAACG